This is a messenger RNA of Danaus plexippus (monarch butterfly), 5107 nucleotides long. RefSeq names its product chitin synthase chs-2 (gene kkv). The transcript is spliced from 23 exons. Gene Ontology annotation, molecular function: chitin synthase activity. Bases 134 to 4828 code for a protein of 1564 amino acids. The record is from RefSeq and is a predicted model, not a curated record. NCBI's taxonomy places the organism in Eukaryota, Metazoa, Arthropoda, Insecta, Lepidoptera, Nymphalidae. Gene Ontology annotation, cellular component: cell septum; cell periphery.
GUGGUGGCCUCAGGUGUGUUCAAUGUUCAGUGUACUCGCGGCUUCCCGACCGCGCUAACGCAAGAUGUAUACGAGAGUGUUGUUGGUGAAGUGACUUAAGGAUUUAACACUUCUUAUACUGCUGGUUUAGAAGAUGGCGACUUCGGGAGGAAAGUCGCGGCGGGAGGAGGCGAGCGAUAACUCCGACGAUGAACUGCUGCCUCUACCAAACGAUGUAUACGGCGGCAGUCAAAGAACAGUGAACGAAACGAAAGGAUGGGACGUCUUCAGAGAGUUCCCUCCGAAGCAGGAGAGUGGCUCUAUGGAGAGUCAGAAAUGUCUGGAGUUUACUAUAAGAGUCCUCAAAGUAUUGGCGUAUACUGUAACCUUCAUCGUCGUCUUAGGAUCUGGUGUGAUAGCCAAAGGAACGGUCCUAUUUAUGACAUCACAAUUAAAAAAAGACAGACGACUCGCAUAUUGUAAUAGGAAUUUAGGUAGGGAUAAACAAUUUAUAGUGAGUUUGCCGGACGAGGAAAGAAUAGCAUGGAUGUGGGCUCUUCUUGCGGCUUUUGCGAUACCAGAAAUAGGAACAUUAAUAAGAGCAGUUCGAAUCUGCUUUUUCAAAUCAGCUAAGCGACCAACUAGCGUGCAAUUCAUUGUGAUAUUCAUAGCAGAAUCCUUGCACACCAUUGGUUUGGGCUUAUUGUUCUUCAAAAUUCUACCAGAAUUAGACGUCGUAAAGGGUGCCAUGAUAACCAACUGUCUUUGUAUAGUGCCAGCAAUUCUUGGCUUACUAUCACGUAGUUCUCGAGAUUCGAAACGAUUUAUGAAGACAAUAGUUGACAUGGCUGCUAUAGUUGCACAAGUCACCGGUUUCAUUGUCUGGCCGUUACUUGAAAAUAAACCAGUUUUGUGGCUCAUCCCCAUUUCGGCACUCUGCAUAUCUUUGGGAUGGUGGGAAAAUUACGUUACCCGCCAGAGUCCUAUCGGUAUAAUCAAGAGUCUCGGUAGAUUAAAAGAUGAUUUUAAUUCCAGUCGAUAUUACACAUACCGCAUUAUGUCUGUAUGGAAAAUUAUUUUGUUUGUCAUGUGCAUUCUAUUUUCUAUUUGGAUGGAUGGCGACGAACCAGCUAUGUUUUUCCAGCUGUUCAGCCCUGGUUUUAAGCCACAUAAUAUCGUCGUAGAAGAGGUUCAAAUACAAUUAGGUGGUACAGUAAUUCCUGAUCUUGCAAACGCAACUCUUACUGGGGACUCGGUUGAAGUUGCAGCGGUAUAUAAAUCUGCGUUUUACGUGAUGCUAAUACAAAUUUUCGCAGCAUAUUUUUGUUAUAUUUUCGGAAAGUUUGCUUGUAAAAUUCUCAUACAAGGCUUCAGUUACGCUUUUCCUAUAAAUUUGGUGAUACCAUUAGUAGUUAACUUUUUGAUAGCGGCUUGUGGAUUAAGAAAUGGUGACACUUGUAUUUUCCAUGGUACUAUACCGGAUUACCUGUUUUUCGAGAGCCCUCCAGUAUUUACACUAAGCGAUUUCAUUUCUCGACAAAUGGCAUGGAUAUGGCUGCUGUGGUUGCUAUCGCAAACGUGGGUCACGAUCCAUAUUUGGACACCGAAAGCAGAACGUUUGGCUUCAACCGAAAAAUUGUUUGUGCUUCCAAUGUAUAAUGGAUUACUUAUUGAUCAAAGUAUGGCCCUUAAUAGAAAAAGAGACGACCAGAAAGACGUAAAAACAGAGGAUUUAGCAGAAAUAGAGAAAGAGAAAGGUGAUGAAUAUUACGAAACAAUAUCCGUUCACACGGAUAAUACUGGUCCAUCGCCCAAAACUAUAAAAUCAUCGGAUCAAAUAACAAGAAUUUAUGCGUGUUGCACUAUGUGGCAUGAAACUAAAGACGAGAUGAUGGAGUUCUUGAAGUCUAUUCUACGUUUGGACGAGGACCAAUGUGCGCGACGGGUAGCACAGAAAUAUUUAAGGGUUGUAGAUCCCGAUUACUAUGAAUUUGAAACUCACAUAUAUUUAGACGACGCUUUCGAAAUAUCGGAUCACAAUGACGAUGAUUCACAAGUUAAUCGUUUUGUGAAGCUUCUUGUGGAUACUAUCGACGAAGCAGCUUCUGAGGUCCAUCAAACAAUCAUACGUGUCCGACCGCCGAAGAAGUAUCCAGCGCCGUAUGGUGGAAGACUGUCAUGGGUUCUGCCAGGAAAAACUAAAAUGAUCUGCCAUCUGAAAGACAAAUCUAAAAUUCGUCACAGGAAACGUUGGUCUCAGGUGAUGUACAUGUACUAUUUAUUGGGACACCGUCUAAUGGAGCUGCCAAUAUCAGUGGAUCGUAAAGAGGUUAUGGCUGAAAAUACAUACUUGUUGACCCUUGAUGGCGAUAUUGAUUUCCAACCCCAUGCAGUGCGUCUGUUGAUUGAUUUAAUGAAAAAGAACAAAAAUCUGGGAGCAGCUUGUGGUCGUAUUCAUCCAGUUGGCUCUGGUCCCAUGGUAUGGUAUCAAUUGUUUGAGUAUGCGAUUGGUCAUUGGCUGCAAAAGGCGACUGAGCAUAUGAUCGGCUGCGUACUUUGUAGUCCCGGGUGCUUCUCUUUGUUCAGAGGAAAAGCUCUGAUGGACGACAACGUUAUGAAAAAAUAUACACUGAGAUCUGAUGAAGCUCGGCAUUAUGUACAAUAUGAUCAAGGCGAAGACCGAUGGCUCUGUACGCUUUUGCUUCAACGAGGCUACCGAGUAGAGUAUUCGGCUGCAUCCGAUGCGUACACACACGCUCCUGAAGGAUUUAAUGAGUUCUAUAAUCAACGUCGUCGUUGGGUACCUUCCACUAUCGCCAACAUUAUGGACUUGUUAGCGGAUUACAAACACACGAUUAAAAUUAACGAUAACAUUUCGGCUCCUUAUAUUGCAUACCAGAUGAUGUUGAUGGGUGGUACUAUUCUGGGACCUGGUACUAUAUUUCUUAUGUUGGUGGGUGCUUUUGUGGCAGCCUUUAGAAUUGACAAUUGGACUUCUUUCGAAUACAAUUUGUACCCUAUUGCUCUCUUCAUGUUUGUUUGUUUCACCAUGAAAUCGGAAUAUCAGCUGUUAGUCGCCCAAAUACUAUCAACAGCGUAUGCUAUGAUAAUGAUGGCUGUCAUUGUCGGUACUGCACUUCAAUUAGGGGAGGACGGUAUAGGAUCACCUUCAGCCAUUUUCUUAAUUUCACUUUCUAGUUCAUUCUUUAUAGCAGCAUGUUUACAUCCGCAAGAGUUUUGGUGUGUCGUCCCCGGUAUUAUUUAUCUGCUAUCGAUUCCAUCUAUGUACCUGCUUUUGAUUUUGUAUUCUGUAACUAACUUGAAUGUCGUAUCAUGGGGUACUAGAGAAGUGCAAACAAAGAAAACUAAAAAGGAAAUCGAAGAAGAAAAGAAAGCAGCAGAAGAAGCUAAGAAAAAGGCAAAACAGAAAUCUUUGUUAGGUUUCCUUCAGGGAGUCAAUAGUAACGAAGAAGAAGGUUCCAUAGAGUUCUCGUUUGCUGGUCUGUUUAAAUGUUUACUGUGUACUCAACCAAAAGGAAAUGAAGAAAAGAUUCAACUCAUGCAUAUUGCUUCCACACUUGAUAAAUUGGAGAGAAAAUUGGAAAAUGUGGAAAGAAUUGUGGACCCGCAUGGACAAUUACGAGGCCGAAAAUUGUCAGUAGGACCCAGAGGUAGUACUAACGGUGACCAAUUGGUGACUGUAGCAGAGGGAGCGGAAGAAGAACACGGAUCUGAUUCGGAAACUGAAACAAUAUCCACAGUACCAAGGGAGACGCGAGAUGAUCUUAUAAAUCCAUAUUGGAUAGAAGACCCGGAAUUAAAAAAAGGAGAAAUGGACUUUUUGAGCCCAUCUGAACUAUCAUUUUGGAAGGAUCUUAUUGACAAAUAUUUAUAUCCUAUUGAUGCCAAUAAGGAAGAACAGGCUCGAAUUGCAAAUGAUUUGCUAGAACUUCGCAAUAAGUCAGUAUUUGCAUUUGUCAUGUUCAAUGCUUUAUUUAUAUUGAUAGUAUUUUUAUUACAACUCAACAAAGAUCAACUCCACGUGAUUUGGCCUUUGGGUGUAAAGACAAACAUUACGUACAUCGAGGAUACAGGCGAGGUAUUAAUAUCAAAGGAAUACUUACAAUUGGAGCCCAUCGGUUUAGUUUUUGUAUUCUUCUUCGCGUUGAUCUUAGUUAUUCAGUUUAGUGCUAUGUUGUUCCAUAGAUUUGGUACAAUAUCACAUAUAUUAGCAUCAACUGAAUUGAACUGGUUCUUUUCGAAGAAGACCGAUGAUUUGUCACAAGAUGCUUUAUUGGAUAAAAAUGCAAUAGCAAUAGUGAAAGAUUUGCAAAAAUUAAAUGGGCUGGACGAUGAUUAUGACAAUGAUUCGGGAUCAGGUCCACAAAAUGUUGGCAGGAGAAAGACUAUUCAUAACUUGGAGAAAGCUAGACAGAAGAAGAGAAACAUUGGAACAUUGGACGUUGCUUUUAAGAAAAGAUUCUUUAACAUGAACGCUAAUGAUGGUCCAGGUACACCAGUUCUAAAUCGCAAAAUGACGUUGCGAAGGGAAACUCUCAAGGCUUUGGAAGUAAGGAGGAAUUCUGUGAUGGCCGAGAGGAGGAAGUCACAGAUGCAAACGCUUGGCGCAAAUAAUGAAUAUGGCGUCACUGGAAUUUUAAAUAACAAUCCAGUUCCACCACGUCAUAGGACUUCGACAGCAAAUAUUUCAGUGAAAGAUGUUUUCGCUGAACCAAACGGUGGAAUGGUCAACAGAGGAUAUGAGACUUCUUUAGGAGACGAAGACGACAGUAAUUCAAUGAGACUCCAGCCUAGACAAAACCAAGUUUCCUUCCAAGCACGGUUCUAGUAAAGAUGCUUAUUGUCAGUGCUGCCAAAAUUACGAAUUAAAACAUCUAGUUUUAAGAAAUGUAGAUACUCAUUUAUUAGGAUAAUGCCUUUUUAUUUGGAACUUUUUGACAUCAUUUUUUGUGAUAUUCUUUUUUACGUAGUUACUUAUAGUGACAACAGACAUUGUGUUCUUUACUUAUUUAAGUACAGUUAAAACAAAAAUACUGAAUAAACACUGCCACUUUUGUAUAAUAUUUUUUUUUUGUUUAAGACAUAUAUAUAUACAAAUGAUUUUUUU